Molecule: messenger RNA, 1655 nt
Organism: Balaenoptera acutorostrata (minke whale)
Lineage: Eukaryota; Metazoa; Chordata; Mammalia; Artiodactyla; Balaenopteridae
Gene: RNF32
Product: ring finger protein 32
Exons: 9
Coding region: 210-1316 (368 amino acids)
Molecular function (GO): protein binding
Source: RefSeq, a predicted model, not a curated record
CAGCGGGCUUCCGGAAAGUGGUGCUCAGCGUGGGGCAGGACUGGGCCGUUGAGCAUGCGCGCUGGCGUGCGACCGGAGCGGCGGCGGUUGCUAGGCAACGGCGAGCCGCAGAGGUGGAGGGCGUCGGCAGCGUAGAAGAAUCAAAGGACUGGGAUAUGAAAUGAUGAUAUAAUUUGAUAUAGCCAAGCAACCACUUCUCCUGAGUCAGCAUGUUAAAAAAUAAGGGUCAUUCAUCUAAACAGGAUAACUUAGCAGUCACUGCAGUGGCUUUACAAGAUCACAUUUUACAUGAUCUUCAACUUCGAAAUCUUUCAAUAGCAGAUCAUUCUAAGACAAAGGACAAAUGUACAAACGUACAUUCUUGGACAGAGAACAGAUCCAAGUCUCUAAAAAGAAAUACAAAAGCAAUAAUAGAUACUGGACUUAAAAAAACCACCCAAGGCCCUAAAGUGGAAGAUCCAGAAAAAGAAUACGUUCUUGAUCCAAAACCACCACCAUUAACUUUAGCACAGAAGCUGGGCCUCUUUGAACCUCCCCCAUUGCCACUGUCAUCAGAUGAAUGGGAAAAAGUGAAGCAAAGAUCCGUCCUGCAAGGGGCGUCCAUGCAGCCAUGCCCAAUAUGCAAAGAAGAGUUUGAACUUCGCCCGCAGGUGCUGCUUUCAUGCUCCCAUGUGUUCCACGGGGCAUGCCUUCAGGCUUUUGAAAAGUUCGCAAAUAAAAAAACCUGUCCUCUCUGUAGAAAGAACCAGUAUCAAACCAGAGUGAUUCACGACGGGGCCCGGCUCUUCAGAACAAAGUGUGCGGCCAGGAUCCAGGCCUUCUGGAGGGGACACGUGGUCAGGAAGUGGUACCGGGAGCUGAGGAGGACGGUGCCGCCCACGGACGCCAAGUUGAGGAGAAAGUUCUUUGAAGCAAAGUUCACAGAAAUCAGCCACCGCCUGCUGUGCUCUUACCACACGGACAUAGACGAGCUCUUCUCAGAGAUCGACCGCUGCCUGGCCCUCAACCGCAGCGUGCUGCAGCAGCUCGAGGACAGGUGUGGCCACGAGCUCACGGAAGAGGACUGGGGGAAGAUCCAGACACAGGCCCUGCUCCGGGAGAGCCCCGAGUGUUCCAUCUGCCUCAGCCCGCUCUCCGUCGGCGGCCAGGCUCACCUGGUCCCCUCGGCACGGCACACGGCCCUCCUGUCCUGCUCACACGUGUUUCACCACACGUGUCUCCUUGCUCUGGAGGAGUUCUCCUUGGGGGACACUUCUCCCUUCCACGUGUGUCCUCUCUGCCGCUCUUGCUAUCAAAAGAAAAUUCUUGAAUGUUGAAUUCACAGGAAUAAAAUUAUAUAAUUCGGGGGGAAAGGUUUACCUUAAUUUUGGUAGUUGUACUUAGGAAAGCUAACGAUAUUUUAAAAGCUGGCAACCCAUCCAAUUUUAGUCUUUAUAAAAAGAAAACUUCAGAUUCAUGAGUUUAAUCAGUUGAGGUAAGUGAGGAAUGGACUAAAAACUUCUGUCUUAGAGGUUCUGUAAUUUGUUGAUUUGCUCUGCCUCUAGUGGGCCAGCUGGAAUUGCUCAUAACAGUAAAGGGACUCCCUUCUGACACAGUAGCCUGGCUCACUGGCCCAUUUCCACAGCGGUUCUGAUUGGCCCGCAGGGGGGCUGCUG